UGGAAAUGGAGCAUUUUUUUUUUUUCCUUUUUUUUCCUUCCCGUCUUCCAUGCGGGGCAUUGGUCAAAGGUUCUAUCUAUUUUCGUUCGUCCAUCUUUUUUUUUUUUUUCAUUCAGUACGUGCAACUAGUUUCGAUUCCUCCUUCCAACCUACAUUAGCCGUCCACCGCCCAGUGUCUAUUGGGAAUGCUCUUAUACCGAGUCAGAAUCUACCUUAUAUCCAGUUUCGUAUCGCUUGGAGGAUUCAUGUAUGGUUACGGCAAUGGCGCAUUGACGGCAUGUUUGGUGAUUCCCGCAUUUCGAGAACAGUUCUCGUUUGAUACUCCCCCCGAACGGCCCGUUACUGUCGUAACAGUGACAGUUGCUCUGGCAGCGUCGUUUCUGGCUUCCAUGGUAGCAGGGUUUCUUGCAGAUGGCAUUGGACGUAAGAAGCUGUUUUAUGUUGCUGCUGCCAUUGACCUCGUAGGAGGAAUCAUCCAAGUCGCCGGAUUUACUUUGGGAAUGCUUAUUACAGGCAGAAUCAUUACUGGUCUGGCCAUAGGCAUUUUCAGCAUGCUCGUACCAUUAUACCAAAGUGAGAUUGCUCAAGCACAUAAUCGAGGUCGUCUUAUUACGCUGUAUCAAUUCGGGAUCACCCUGGGCUUUUUUAUCGCGUACUGGGUUUCCUAUGGCACCUACGAUUUACCCGGGCCACUCUCAUGGCGAGUCACCGUAGGAUUGCAAAUUGUUCCUGCUGGACUCAUGCUCAUCGGCUUAUUUGCCAUUCCAGAAAGUCCACGUUGGCUCAUUUUUCGAGGGCGGCAUGAUGAAGCAUUACGGAUACUAAGCCGAUUACGCAACAAUCAAUGCGACGAACGCGAUAUGGAAGUGCAAAUGGAAUUCACUAGUGUGGUUCAGGAUGUGUCUUAUGAGAAAGUAUUUGGCAAAAAGAAUAUUACCGGUCUCACUUCCACCGUCGGCAUUGAUAAUUAUCGAAAACGUACUGUUCUCGGCAUCGGCAUCCACACAUUUAACCAAUUAUCGGGCAUCAAUGCGUUGCUUUUUUACCUUCCUUAUGUUCUCGAAUCCGCAGGCAUUGAACACUUCGGGCCCAUACUGCUCAUUGGCAAUGGCAUUGUGGGCGCCAUCAACUUUAUUAGCACAAUUCCUGCAUUUAUGAUUAUCGAUCGAGUGGAUCGUCGAAAAAUUCUUGUUUAUGGUGCGUUAGCCAUGGGGGUUUGCAUGAUCGCGGUGGCGGGAGUCUCAGGAGCCUAUAAUCCUUCCAUUGGCGCCGGUGAAGGCCCGUUUGCCAACAUCACUUUGGGCAUCACCAAUCGAGCGGCUAUGAUUAUCGUAUUGGUGCUUAUGGGGAUUUUUGUUGCCUCUUUUGCCAUGAGCUGGGGCACGGUCGGUUGGGUGUAUCCUGCCGAGAUCUAUCCUCAGUUGAUUCGUGCAAAUGCCAUGGGUAUCACCACUUCGGUUGGCUACUUCUGGAACGCGCUGGUCACGGCGGUGUCACCACUCAUGCUUCGCUACAUGCUAUGGGGAACCUACCUUUUCUUUGGUUGCAUUUGCCUUAUCAUGGCAUGGAUCAGCCAUCGCUAUUACCCAGAAACCAAGGGACGGUCUUUGGAAGAGAUCAAUUUAAUUUUUAGCGGGGCGUUAUUGGAUCAGCGGCCCGGGGCUCAUCAUCCUGCUACGGCGGCAGAAGCUUUGAUUCAUUUGGAGCAAGUGCGAUACCAAGAGCAGCGGAAGCGUUUGGCACGUGCAGGCUCGGCAGCCGGCACCAAUGCGGGGUCGCGUGCCCCAUCCAUUAUUCACGGAGAAAGCGGUGACGACGCUCAAUCACUGACUCUUCCCCGUCAUCCCUCGGAUUUAGAAUCCUCGCUGCGGCAAAGUCUAGACAAACAGAGAUCUAGUGUCGCAAAUCAAGAUGCGUGAUAUCGUGGCUGAUUCAAAUUGAGCCUUUUUUCCGUCUCAUUCUUCAUCGACUGAAUUCUAAAAGCAUAGGGCACUCCUCCCUCCACCAACCCCAUUACAGUGUACAAAAUAAUUUCCAAUCCAGUAGAUAUUUUUCAUGACAAACCGUCUAGAUGUCACUUUCUUUUCAUUAAUGUUCUUGACGCUGGCCGUCCACAUGUGAAUAAAAUUUCAAGAAAAAUCCCAUCUCUUACCAAC
Molecule: messenger RNA, 2156 nt
Organism: Radiomyces spectabilis
Lineage: Eukaryota; Fungi; Mucoromycota; Mucoromycetes; Mucorales; Radiomycetaceae
Product: general substrate transporter
Exons: 13
Coding region: 186-1919 (577 amino acids)
Biological process (GO): transmembrane transport; carbohydrate transport
Cellular component (GO): membrane
Molecular function (GO): carbohydrate:proton symporter activity
Source: RefSeq, a predicted model, not a curated record